UCGCAAUCUGCGCGCGAUCGUUUAGGCACGAACUCGCAACGCAUAAUUAGCGUAAUUGAUCUUUGAACGUCAUGCAUUCGAAAUCCUGGCUCUCGUUUACGUCUGUUUAUUCCUAACGAUUCGAAUGACCCCGGGGGCUUGACGUUUCCAAUAAAAGGGAAAAAAAACAAGAAAGAGAAAAAAAAAGAGAAACACAGAGGUACGAAAAGAAGGAGGCAUAACGCGCGCUGUCCGAGCCGGAGGAUGCAAGGUGAGACCAGACGAGACGCGGCGCCUACCACACAUCCAUCGUCCCGGAGCAUAGCGCUAUCGCGAUUGAUCGCGGUCGUACGCGGCGAGAGGAGCACGCUCGCCAAUCUCAAUUCCGCGCCGCGGGACCGCUUUCGAAGGAGCCGCGCCAUCGCCACGGUCAUCGGCCAUUUUGCCAGCGGCCAGUCGGGCCAGUGGGGACUAACUUUGGCCAUUUGACACUACCCAACAAUACCACACGCCGCCGAUCCCUGGAAAGAUUGGCGAAGGUGCGCUCCGGCCACGGCAACGCAACAACGCAGUUUCAUCGGUGCGUCACCACUGCGGAACUCGUGCGACGUCGACCACCCGUAUCCGCGGCGCCGCCAAGCUCCGCGCCAGUCGCGCACGACAACGCGCGAUAACGUCGUCCGCGACCGCGCUUGUGUAACUCUGUCGCGUGUGCGUGUGCGACGUCUAACCUAUGACUCCGUUCUGAAGAGGAAGUGGCAACAGCUAACAAACGGGGACUCGCACCUCACACGGAGGGAUGCGAUCGCGACGACGGCCGACGGAUCCGCCGGGCGUCGACGUCGGCAAGUGAACGCCGACGCAUCCGCGCGAGGAACGCCGUGUCCGAUUUAUUUACAAAUUCCCGAGAGCGAGGUGAGGAUGCGGGACAAUGUGCGAGGAACGAGGUGCGUUUACUCCGUAAAGUGAGCUUGAACGAUAAUCAAGGUAUAUCCGUCGCUUCCUGAUGGGUUUCCAAGUCCAGGAGAUCGUCUUCUAGAUUGUGUGACGCACCUUAACGACUCGAUCGAGCUUUAUCCGAGCAAUAACACGAGGCUAGCGCCGAGAAAUACUCCAGCGUUGCAGCAAACCCGUAUUGAUGGGUAGACAAAAUAUUUUUAUAAGAUUGUAAGCCUAUGAGGGAGCGCAGGACCAGUUACUACAAUGUUUCGAAUAUUAGUAUGACAUCUAAGGAGUUAACUGCCCUUGUUGGUAUAUAAGGUAGAAUACUUCUCGCGUGUUAGGAAACGACACAUCACAUGCUCUUUCGAGUGGUACUUAUGUGAGAGAGAUUUUAGAACAAUCAGUUUAGUGCCAUGUACAGAAACGUCCUCAGUAGCCAACAAGAUUGAUGGCCGUUAAUACCUAUGUUAUGAGGUAUUCGGAAAAUAAAGUUUAACCAAAAGAAUUUUUGAUGUUUUGGUAAUCUGUACUGUUUAGAAAAUAUGGAUGACAGAAGGGUAGCAGAUUAUUUUGUUAUUGCCGGUCUACCUGGUCAGGAUGAUGAGCUUAGCGAAGAUAAUGAGACUAACGACAAGCUGGAGGCUUGGUGUCAGGAAGGCACUCAUCUCAAAGAUAUGCACAUGCCGCCUCCUAUCACAGAUCUUGCCGUAAUAUUUCCUGCACUGGGGGAACAUUGUCCGGAGGGAUAUACACUCUUAGAAUAUACGGUAUCCGGUUUUCCAGCAGACUUAAAUCAUGGGAGUUUACGAACAAACGAGUGUUAUUUGUGCUAUAGAAGAGGGCGGGAUAAACCUCCCUUGGUUGACAUUGGUGUAAUAUAUGAUGGAAAAGAACGUAUAAUGCAAGAUGCCGAAAUGGUAUUAGAGACCCCUAAAGGCCAUGUGGCGAAUGUGAAUAAUUCUACGUCAAAAAUUUUUGUAACAUACAGACGAGCGAGUCGGAAGAUGCCUUGCAAUUCCCUUGUGGUUACAGAUAUUUGUGUUAUCUUGACAAAUAAAGGAGAGAGUCCGCCACACGCUUUCUGUGUUAUUAAUAAGAAUUUGAACAAAGGAAUGCUGGGCAGCGACGUAUUUUUGUGCUACAAGAAAUCUAUGAAUCGCGCUAAUUUAGUAUCAUUUAAACCAGCGAUACUCUACAAAUAUCCCAUGGUAGAUUACAACAGUUUCGUCUUUCCUAAUUCUGUCGCCAUGUUUUGUCUACCGAUGGGUGCGACUAUAGAAUGUUGGCCUAAAGUAGCGUGUAAACCUAAGCCGGUAUUCUCGACGUUUGUCUUAACGGUUGCCGAUGCUGCUCAAAAAAUAUAUGGUUCAGCAAUAACAUUUUACGAGGAAGUUCAAAUGGAGCUCGAUACUUCAAACUGCAAAAAUAGUCAGGAGAUCAUGGACACAGUUGAAAAUAAUAAAAACAGUGAUAAUAUGGAGAUAACUAAAGAUAAGCCACAAGUGAAAAUGAAGAUGUUUAAGAGAUUUGGCAUACUCAAGAAGCUUAGUAUAUUGGAACUGGAAAGGUUGCAGUACACAGAUCCUGCGAGCCAAUCGCUGAAUAUUAGUAAAUCCAUAUGUAUACUAUCUCACUGGCCGUUUUUUGACACGUUCGAGAAAUUUUUGGUUUUCCUACACCGCAUGGUGAACGAUAAGCCGCAGAGUGUCCCGAUCGAGAAAUAUAUCUCGUACUUUUUAUGCGACAUACCGUUUCCAAGUCCGCAACGUCCACGAAUCUUAGUACAGCUCAGUAGUCAGGAUAGAUUAAUCUUGACUCAACCGGAGGAUUUAGCUCUGCCUAGAUCAGGCGCAAGUUUCAGACAACUACUGAUAAACUUGGGACCUGAUAAUUGUUUAUUAAUACUAUUAUUAAUAUUGACCGAGCAGAAAAUAUUGGUUCACUCCUUACGUCCGGAUGUACUAACUUCCGUCAGCGAGGCCAUUGCCAUGAUUCUGUUUCCUUUUAAGUGGCAAUGUCCUUACAUACCAUUGUGUCCUCUAGGAUUAGCAGAGGUGUUGCAUGCACCAUUGCCAUUCCUGAUCGGCGUGGAUUCAAGGUUCUUUGAUUUAUAUGAUCCUCCUUCUGACGUCAAUUGUGUAAAUUUGGACACGAAUAACAUUGCAAUAUGUGACGAUAAAAAAUAUUUAAAUGUUAAAUUACUGCCUAAAAAGGCAGCUAGACAGCUCAGAAAUUGGUUAGAGCUUUUGUCCUCCAAGAUAAUUUCGUGGGGAAAAACUAGCUGUUCCCAAAAAGAUAGAGGAGAUGAAGACUUCAGCGUGGAUAGGGAAUUUCAACAAAAACGAAAGGAGCAAGCUUUAGAACUUGAAAUACAGGAUGCUUUCUUAAGAUUCAUGGCGACGAUUCUCAAAGGAUAUCGAAGUUAUCUGUUACCGAUUACAAAAGCGCCUACUGUAGGAACAACGGAUCCGACAAGUUUAUUUAAUAUCCAAGCGUUUUUGAGAAGUCGCGAUAAAGCCCAUGCUAAAUUUUACACCAUGCUUGUCAGAACGCAAAUGUUUAUCAGGUUCAUAGAAGAGAGAAGUUUCGUAUCUGAUAUGGAUAUGGCUGGGUUAGCGUUUUUCGAUGAAUGCACAGAACGAGUUGAGGAGGAAAAUGUAACGCUUUUGGAACUGGAUGAAUCUCAACAUAGUGAACGUACAGUAUUUAUACCUCCACCUGAAGCAGGAACAAAUCAAACACCAAUAAUAUACAAGUCGUUCAAGUUGGACCCGGAACUAAUGAGGCCUCAGAAGAAUUUCUGUUUAAAGAAUCCCUCUCUAAGUGCCUUCGGUAUGGUACCUGGAAGUCCUAUGGCUCGUAGAACGAAGCAUGAAAUCAAAGUUGCUCAAAGGAUGGCUCGAAAACAAGCUGCAAUGCCCGACAGGUGGGGUAGAUGCCUGCUUGGUACAUGUCACAGUCUUUGGUUUCUGCAUUUACCGGCCAUGUUACAAGUUUCCAGCCAACCUGCUGCAGUUUUGCAUCAGGCCUAUGAAAUAUUGGUUAAAAUGCAGAAGUUACGUCUUGAUCCUAUGGAAGAGGUAUGCUACAGAGCUAUGAUGCAACUUUGUGGGGUAUACGGGCAACCAGUUUUAGCUGUAAAGUUAUUAUUCCAUAUGAAACGCAGUGGUGUUCAACCUAACGCUUUAACAUACGGAUUUUACAAUAAGGCUGUUCUCGAGGCAACUUGGCCUUCGGAUAUGACAAACUCAAGUCAGUUAAUGUGGAACAAAUUACGAAAUGUUAUCGUCGGUGCAGCUUUAUUUAAAAAAGCUGGAAAAAAGAGCGCUAGAAGACGAUUGAGCUCUAAUGUAGACUUCUUAACCACCGAUAAGACUGAAUGUAUGGAACAUGCGCUCUCUCGGUCUAGUCUCGACAGUUCCCAUUCUCAGGAUACCGAAGCUGCGCACAGUGAUUCCACUAAAGGCAGUUCUGUGUCAGAUUUACCCGGGUUCGGAGCAUUCGAAUUAAAAGCUAAGCUCCUUCGACAGAAUAGCAUAGUGAAAGAUCAAACAACAUUAAGUAUCUUACAAUCGGAUGAAUUGGAACAAACACCGAGUAAUCCAAGGCUAACGCGCAGUGUCGAAUCGCCUUUAAAAAGUCCCAUACGCACACCAGUUACGGAAAAUGACCCAUUGGGUGCUCUCAUUAAUGACGAAACACCGAUUGUGUCGCCUUCCGAGGAGAAUGAUUCAAAUUGCUCAACAAGUACUUUAACCGUUUUAAAUAAUACGACUGAAGAGAGACCAGGAGGGCCGCUCUUAUUUAGAAGCAACAUCCUCCCACGUAGUGCGACGUUUCAUCAAGCGGUAGAUGAAAGUGGCAUGACGGUGGGUGGGCAUUUGCAGAGGAGUGAGACGAUGCCUCACUCCGUGGCGCAACAAGGGGAACAGGAGAGAGAAAAGGAGAGACUGGAAAUAAGCAGUCUUUGGUCUCAAAAUAAGGAUAGUGUAACGUCCAGCCUCUCUAGCUUAGGAUCUAGUCUUAAACUUAGUUUCGGUCCGUCGAGUUUAACAGGAAAAAAGUCGAACGAAAUAAUACUUGGUGGUUUGAAUAGCUUAAAGUCCGCUGCAACGACUGUGGUAAAAAAAUUUGAUGAAAUCAAAGAAGCCAUUUCAGCGACAAGUACGCCAGUGAAAAAUAAGGAACGUGAACAAAAAAUAGCUUAUGGAGUAUCGCAUGAAUCUCUAGAUUCUCUCACUGAUUCCAUACAAGAUCGAAACGAAACAAGAGCAUCUGGUGAUGGAAAUUUAGAUUUGUGUCCACUGUACGAGCUCGCGGAGUGUCUGUAUCCAAAAGGCACUAGAGAGUUAGAGGAACGUCUUGCUAUUGAGCUUGUGCUUUCCAGUGCCAGUAGGUGUCAUCAUUGCGCUGCCAUCCUGUAUGAUGAGGAGAUAAUGGCUGGUUGGCAGCCGGAAGAUUCCAACUUGAAUACAGUCUGUCAAUAUUGCGACAAAGCUACUGUACCCCUCCUCACAGCUACGAUAUUAGAUUACAGAUCCGAAGUAAGCGAGAAGAAUAGUGACCCUUUAAUGGGAGCACUGGUAGAAUUAUUGGAUCAACCGAAAGAAUCGUUGGAACCGAUAACCGUACCAUACCUAAAUCCAUUAGUUUUGAGAAAAGAAUUAGAAAGUGUAUUGAGUCAAGAGGGGGAUGCGUGUCUCACUAAGCAUAAGUUCAUUCAAGAGCACCCGAUAGUAUAUUGGAAUUUGAUAUGGUACUUUGAAAGGAUUAAUUUAACGAGUCAUUUACCUGAUCUGUGGUUGGCUAACGAUAAGAACUCAGAACUUCAAAGAACUAUAGGAUUGGUAGGUGUUAGAACCAUAUGGGAUAACGAACGACUCCACAUGGACCGUUUGCCUAUGUAUCUCCAAUGGAAGUCAAAUUCCACAGAAGACAGAACAUUGAUGCAGACAGUGAUAACAUAUGUCCGUUGCAACGACUUAGCGGAACCUAUACUAAGAGUGGCCUUAGAAAGAAGUAAACAUCAAACAGACGAUCAUCCGUUUUCUAUAUACAGGGAUAUUUUGUUUCUGGCAUUUACUGUAUUAGGAAGAACGAAUAUUGACCAAGGCGUCUUCGAUAGGGAAUACAGUUUAUCGCUGGAGAAAUUUUCCGAGAAUGAUGAGAAGUUAUUACACAAAAUUGAUGCGCCGCCGACAAUGAUGUCAGUGUACUGCAGAUAUUACUUCAAACAAUUAAACGUGUGAGGAUCACGCGAGCAGCCGUAAUCCCGAAGAUGCUUAAAAAAAUGUCCUAUUUGAGACAUCGAAGGAGAUAUGAUAUUGCGCGAAUAACUCUUGCGAGUACAACAUUCUGUACUUGCGCAAUUGCACGCGAGACGAAUAUGCGCGCAAGGAACGAUGUUAAAAUAGAUUUUACGACAUCUCAAAAUGUCUAACGUCAUGACAACGGCGACGUUGGCUGCUUAUAUGUUGAAUGUUUAUUAUUAUCUAACACGA
Messenger RNA from Trachymyrmex septentrionalis, 6422 nucleotides. It is a transcript of the gene Crag, whose product is annotated as C-myc promoter-binding protein. Lineage: Eukaryota; Metazoa; Arthropoda; Insecta; Hymenoptera; Formicidae. Bases 1464 to 6170 code for a protein of 1568 amino acids. Gene Ontology annotation, biological process: regulation of Rab protein signal transduction. Gene Ontology annotation, molecular function: protein binding. The transcript has 18 exons. The record is from RefSeq and is a predicted model, not a curated record. Gene Ontology annotation, cellular component: cytoplasmic vesicle.